Messenger RNA from Struthio camelus australis, 1821 nucleotides. The record is from RefSeq and is a predicted model, not a curated record. Lineage: Eukaryota; Metazoa; Chordata; Aves; Struthioniformes; Struthionidae.
AUGAAGUGCUAUGCAUUUUCUAACAAUGCUUCUAUUUUUAGCAGCUUACAGGCUAAGGAGAAGGAGACAAUCAGCACAUCAAGGCCGCACAAGACUUUCCACGGAAAAAUCCAAUACGAAAAUCCCCACGAAAACUCGGCAGCGUUCCCCCUUCCCGCGGUCUUCCAAGGUGAUCCUCGGGGUUCCCAUCCUCCAGCUGGCUGCAGGACAGCGACUGCUGCUAUCCCACCUAAUAGGCCAGACCUAACUUCCAUUUUACAGUCAGCUGCACUUUGCGGCGGUCAACAUAACGGCGCCUUGUGUGGGCCGCUCUCCCCGGGGGGCAAGCCAGAGGACGCACGUGCUGGGAAAACAACUCUUCUAAAUUACAUACUGACAGAGCAACAUAAUAAAAGAAUAGCAGUUAUAUUAAAUGAGUUUGGAGAAGGAAGUGCUUUGGAGAAAUCCCUGGCAAUCAGUCAAGGAGGAGAACUCUAUGAAGAAUGGCUGGAGCUCAGAAAUGGUUGCCUGUGCUGUUCAGUCAAGGACAAUGGUGUGAAGGCUAUUGAGAAUCUGAUGCAAAAGAGAGGAAAAUUUGACUACAUAUUGUUAGAAACAACUGGUCUGGCGGAUCCAGGAGCUGUAGCCUCCAUGUUCUGGGUGGAUUCUGAGCUAGGAAGUGACAUAUAUCUGGAUGGUAUUAUAUCUGUUGUUGAUGCAAAGUAUGGAUUGCAGCAUUUGACAGAGGAAAAGCUGGAAGGCCUCAUCAAUGAAGCUUCUAGGCAAGUUGCGUUAGCUGAUCUUAUAAUCAUCAAUAAAACAGAUUUGGUUUCAGGGGAAGAACUGAAUAAAAUCAGAACAUCUGUCAGGUCAAUAAAUGGACUUGUCAAAAUUAUAGAAACACAAAGAUCAAGAGUUGAUCUCUCCAAUGUAUUGGACCUGCAUGCUUUUGACAGCUUGUCUGGAGUAAGUUUGCAGAAAAAGCUUCAGCAUAUAAAGACAACGCAUGCACAUCUAGAUAAGGGUAUAACUACAGUAACAUUUGAAGUUUUAGGAAACAUCAUAGAAGAAAAUCUAAAUCUGUUUAUUCAGAAUCUUCUGUGGGAAAAGAAUGUGAAAGAUAAGGCUGGAUGCACCAUGGAUGUCAUAAGACUGAAGGGACUGGUAUCUAUUCAAGGGAAAUCUCAUCAGGUGAUAGUUCAGGGUGUCCAUGAACUCUACGAUCUGGAAGAGACUACAGUAGGCUGGAAGGAAGAUGAGAAGAGAACAAAUAGAUUGGUUCUAAUAGGCAGGAACUUGGAUAAGGAGAUCCUCAAAGAAGUAUUUAUAGUGACUGUGACAGGGAAACAGGAAAACAGUUGACAUCAUACUACAAAGAAGGUGGAAAGUCUUAACACUGCAAGUUUUUUAAUGAUAAAAAAGACUGAAUGGCAUGCAGUACAGUAGCUUCUUUCUGCUUAGGCAUUUUACACAACAGUUAAACUCUUAAGUUUUGUUGCAAGUUCCAGCUCACCUGCUGUUUAAAGAUUAGCUCUUACGGUCUGGAAUCAAACACAGUAAAUCCUAGAAAUUUGGAUCUGGCUUAAGUUGUGUCAAUAACAUCAUUUAGCUUUUCAGAAUCGCAGAUAAGUAAAAGACUUUUGUUUAUACUGUAUGUGAAAAGAGGCCACAAAGCAUUACAAAAGAAAUAUCUGGUAGGCAUGUUUCAAACCUAGUGCUAGCAGUUAUCCUGCUAACUCUCUUUUAUUACUGGAAAUCAAAUACUGUUGAUUACUGUCAGUAAUGUAAUCAUAGUAAAAUGUAUUUAAUGCUUUCUAUUAAACUCUCUUAUAUCUCUUUCCA